AUGUGUGCCUACACAACUCCUAAAAUCUGUCAUCAUCUAGGAGUAACUAGAGUUUCGCAAGUCGGCACAGCAUUUGCGUGCUGGGCUUGCCCGAACGUGCAACAUUCCCCGCGGCGGCCGCUAUCAGAUGCGCAGGCGCACGUGACGGAAUCCCGCCCCCCUGGACCGUACCCCUCCCUCUACCUUCUCCUCUUCCCAGAAACAGAGCAUCUGAAAGUAUUCGAGAGCAGGCGACGUGUCCCCACGUCUAACUACAAGUCUAACGCUACUUCGAAUGGGGCGUGCCAGGGAGCGGGGCGCGGGUCAGGCGCGGCGGCGUGGCCGGCACAGACACACGCUGGAUGCCUCUCUGUGAAUAAUUCGCGUUGUUGUUCGGCGCCGGUGUUAGCAAUUGUCGCGCGGUUGUUUUACGAUAGCAUCGUGCCGCCGCGAGUCGGCGCCGCUGAUCUAGAUCGCGGCGUCCGCUCACCAAAGACGUGCACUCGACGGAUAAAGUCGUCACACACGACGUUCGCACCCGCGCCAGGUAUGCCUUUGAAAAACGCAGCGCAAUCGCAAAGUAUUCAGCGUGCGCUCGUGAUGGCAUCCUAG
Molecule: messenger RNA, 591 nt
Organism: Spodoptera exigua (beet armyworm)
Lineage: Eukaryota; Metazoa; Arthropoda; Insecta; Lepidoptera; Noctuidae
Source: the annotation of a GenBank genome assembly